AUUGACUUUUCUUCUUUUUAUUGUCGAUAUAUACUCUAGGAUAAGGAUGGUGAAAACAAUAUUAAGCAGCAAUAUUUUAUAUUAUACCACAACAACAAUAAUCAUUAUGAGUACACAAAAUUUAAUUGCUAGGAAGCAUUAUGUUCUUGUACAUGGUGCUUGCCAUGGUGCUUGGAGUUGGUACAAGAUCAAGCCACGUUUAGAAUCUGCUGGUCAUGUGGUUACAGUACUUGACCUUUCAGCUUCUGGAACCAACUUGAAGAAACUUGAAGAUGUUGAUACAAUUUCAGAAUACUCUGAACCAUUGUUGAAGCUAAUGGCAACAAUUCCGCAAAAUGAAAAGGUGAUUCUUGUGGGUCAUAGUCUUGGAGGACUUAGCAUAGCUCUUGCAAUGGAACAAUUUCCAGAAAAGGUUGCUGUUGGUGUUUUCUUAACUGCUUUUCUGCCGGACAUUGAACACAAUGCUUCUUAUGUCAUGGAAAAGUAUAUUGAGAGUACCCCGGCGGCUGAAUGGUUGGACACUGAAUUCUGCCAGUGUGGAAACAAAACAUCAAUGUUCUUUGGUCCCAAAUUCUUGUCCCAUAAGCUCUAUCAACUCUCCUCCACUGAGGAUCUUGAAUUGGCCAAGACUUUGCUGAGGCCAGGGUCCCUCUUUAUGGAAGACUUGACUCAGCAAGAUAACUUCUCUAAACAAGGUUAUGGGUCAGUUCAACGUGCUUUUAUUGUUUGCAAUGAAGAUCUUGGAAUUCCAUUGAAAUUUCAACACUGGAUGAUCCAAAAUGCUGGGAUCAAUGAUGUAUAUGAGAUCAAAGGGGCGGAUCAUAUGGCUAUGAUUUGCAAGCCACAAGAACUAUGUGAUUCUCUAAAUCAGAUAGCUUUAAAAUACGCAUGAAUUAAUUAAGUAUUCUGGUUUAGCUUAAUUUGUUGGAUUUGAUAUUUUACUUUUGUCCGAAAUAAAGGAAUCAGCAUGUUUGAAACUUUAUUGUAGACGUGGCCUGCAACUUCUUUGUCUUUUUCAUGCAUGUAUGCAUCUUUGUAAAUUUUAGAAAGGGUUAAAUAAAUUUUUCAUCUCUAUAAAUAUAA
Molecule: messenger RNA, 1083 nt
Organism: Medicago truncatula (barrel medic)
Lineage: Eukaryota; Viridiplantae; Streptophyta; Magnoliopsida; Fabales; Fabaceae
Product: salicylic acid-binding protein 2
Exons: 3
Coding region: 47-892 (281 amino acids)
Biological process (GO): salicylic acid metabolic process; jasmonic acid metabolic process
Molecular function (GO): methyl jasmonate esterase activity; methyl indole-3-acetate esterase activity; methyl salicylate esterase activity
Source: RefSeq, a predicted model, not a curated record